Messenger RNA from Gavialis gangeticus (Gharial), 919 nucleotides. RefSeq names its product RFNG O-fucosylpeptide 3-beta-N-acetylglucosaminyltransferase (gene RFNG). The transcript has 8 exons. Gene Ontology annotation, cellular component: membrane. Gene Ontology annotation, biological process: regulation of Notch signaling pathway. Gene Ontology annotation, molecular function: O-fucosylpeptide 3-beta-N-acetylglucosaminyltransferase activity. The annotation marks the transcript as partial. The record is from RefSeq and is a predicted model, not a curated record. NCBI's taxonomy places the organism in Eukaryota, Metazoa, Chordata, Crocodylia, Gavialidae.
UCCCGCGCCCGCGCCCAGACGUUCAUCUUCACGGACUGGGAGGACCACGAGCUGCGCCUGCGAGCAGGCGAUCGCGUGAUCAACACCAACUGCUCCGCCGUGCACACGCGCCAGGCCCUGUGCUGCAAGAUGUCCGUGGAGUAUGACAAGUUCCUGGAGUCUGGGCAGAAGUGGUUUUGCCACGUCGAUGACGACAACUACGUGAAUCCCCGGGCGCUCCUGCGCCUCCUUUCUGCCUUCUCGCACAGCCAAGAUGUCUAUGUGGGAAGGCCAAGCCUGGACCACCCCAUGGAGGCAGCAGACCACGCACGGAGUGAUGGAUCAACAACCGUGAAGUUCUGGUUUGCCACUGGCGGGGCAGGGUUCUGCAUCAGCCGGGGCCUGGCCCUGAAGAUGAGCCCCUGGGCUAGCUUGGGCAACUUCAUCAGCACUGCGGAGAGGGUCCGUCUGCCCGACGACUGCACCAUCGGCUACAUCAUUGAGGGGCUGCUGGACGUGAGGCUGCUGCACAGCCCCCUGUUCCACUCCCACCUGGAGAAUCUGCAGAGGCUGCAAGGCGAGGCAGUGCUGCAGCAGGUCACCCUGAGUUACGGCGGCCCCGAGAACAAGCACAAUGUUGUGAGCAUGGGAGGAGUGUUUGGCCUGCAGCAGGAUCCAACGCGAUUCAGAUCUGUUCACUGCCUCCUCUAUCCUGACACUACCUGGUGCCCAUCUAAGAAGACUCUGUGACUUCUGGCUUGUCUCUGACAGCUGGUGUCUUACCUGCCCUGCACACAAACGGGCAGGCCCCGGCUGAGAUCAGUGCAUCACUUCCUGGGCAGGUGGACAAAGCGAUCUGCAACAGCACCGCCUUCCCCUCAAGCCACGUGGGGGGGAGAUGCCACCUGGAACCAUUCAGAUGCAAAGCUCUCCUGCUCCU